Myotis lucifugus (little brown bat) is the source of this 669-nucleotide messenger RNA. RefSeq names its product trem-like transcript 4 protein. Gene Ontology annotation, biological process: positive regulation of toll-like receptor 7 signaling pathway. The transcript is spliced from 5 exons. Gene Ontology annotation, cellular component: cell surface. Bases 1 to 669 code for a protein of 222 amino acids. Lineage: Eukaryota; Metazoa; Chordata; Mammalia; Chiroptera; Vespertilionidae. Gene Ontology annotation, molecular function: signaling receptor activity. The record is from RefSeq and is a predicted model, not a curated record.
AUGGCCCGGGGAGCCCCAUGCCUCCUUCUGCCACCUGUCCUGCUGGUGUUCCUGGCCUCAGGUUCCCAGGGACAGCAGGUUGUGCCUGAGGAGCUCCAUGCCGUGGCGGGGCAGACAUUCUCCGUGCGAUGCCAGUACUCUCCCGCGGGAGGACCCUACAGGCAGAAAACCUGGUGUCGGCAGACAUCUCCAAAUCGCUGUACCAGGUUAGUCACCAGCUCUGAGCCCCGAAAAGCAGUAACUCAGGAUUCUCGACACACGAUCUGGGACGUGCCAGAUGCUGGUUUCUUCAACAUCAGCAUGGCUCCGCUGACUGAGAAGGACUCCGGGUUCUACUGGUGUGGACCCUACAACGCUUCUGAAAACACCGUCACUGUUCUCAGAAACAUCAGCCUGCUGGUGUCUCCAGCCCCGACCCCUUCUCCGAUGGGGACCACCACCUGGCCCUUGGAAAGCACAGUUCUGAUCACUUCUCCAGAGGGAACCUCUGGUCCAUCGUCCCUCAAUGGAUCUGAACUCAGAAAUAGGCUGCAGCAGCCCAGGUCACAGGUGCGCCAGGGGGCCAUAAGGCGCAGCAAAAGCAGUGGAGCACUGAUGGAAAUAGAUGGCCAACUGCCCAUGGAUAUUUGCUCCCUAAUUCCUUUCUUCUCCAAACUCCAAGCCAGGUGA